This is a messenger RNA of Juglans microcarpa x Juglans regia, 2572 nucleotides long. RefSeq names its product N6-adenosine-methyltransferase MT-A70-like. The record is from RefSeq and is a predicted model, not a curated record. NCBI's taxonomy places the organism in Eukaryota, Viridiplantae, Streptophyta, Magnoliopsida, Fagales, Juglandaceae. Bases 208 to 2319 code for a protein of 703 amino acids. The transcript has 7 exons. Gene Ontology annotation, cellular component: RNA N6-methyladenosine methyltransferase complex.
AAAACAAAGAAAACCUUCGCCACAGUUGCAUCGUCUCCCUCAAAAGAGUCCUAAACCCACACCCCUUAAAACCUCUCUUCAGCCGUAGAGGAAAAUUGAAAGAAAUAGAAGAAAGAAAGGAUCCCAAGAAGAAAGAAAGAGACUUCCUUGUUUGUUUGGUUAAUCUGCUGAAUUUUCUGUACCAGCCAUAGUGACAGAGAGAAAACGAUGGAAUCCCGAUUGGACGGUAGUGAAGACACCAUAGCCAGAAUCAAAGACGUCCAUCAACAACUCCGAGCUCGCAUGGAGUCACAGCACCAGACCCAGCUAGACCUUCUGGCUUCUCUUCAAUCCCUAGUCCCUAACAUCGUGUCCUCCGUGGAUCUCUCUCUCAAGGUCGUCUCCUCCUUCAACCACCGCCCCUUCACUCCCACCCCCACACCCACGCUCCCAAACCCCAACCCUAGCCUAGUCAAACCCACUAACAAACCAACGUUCCCAUCCAUAACCCAGAACCUAGCUCCCGUUCCGGCACGCCAACCAGAGAGCGAACCCAGUGGUGUUGACGAGAGCGGGAGUCCCCUCUCGGUGGUGCGGUCGAUGGUGGCCGUGUGUUUGUUGGGUCGGGUCCCCUUCGCGCCAAUCGAUUCUUCGACUGUGUUGAGGAAGCUGGAGAACGACCAAACGGCGACGCCUGGCGAAAGAGCGGCAUUGAGAGAGUUGGGUGGGGAGUCCGGAGCGAUACUGGCGGUGGAGAUGGCGUUGAGGUCGAUCGGUGAGGAUAAUGGUGGGGUUGAAUUGGAGGCCUUUGAAGUGAGUGGGAAAUCCAGGGUCAUGGUCUUGGGGAUUGACCGAACUCGGCUUCUAAGGGAAUUGCCCGAGAGCAAGCACUCGAUUUUGGGUAGCGACGGGAAUGCGAAUCAGUAUCAGAGUCAACAGCAGCCAUUGCUAGAUGUGAACGGUGGGGUUGGACUUUUUGGAAUGGGAGGAGGUGGACCUGCUCAGAGGCCAAUGCCGGAUAUGUGGAUGGGACCCGGCGAGCCACUUAUGCCGGGAUUGCCACCCCUGGGUCCGAGGGGUGCGAGAGGAGUUAUGGGAAUGGUUGGAAUGGGCAGAGGGGUAGGUGUUCAUCCCAUGCAUAGGCCAAUUGGUGUGAUGCAGAAGCUUAGGACUGAAGAAGAUGAUAUGAAGGAUCUCGAAGCAUUGUUGAAAAAGAAAUCUUUUAUGGAGAUGCAGAAAUCAAAGACUGGUGAGGAGCUUCUGGACCUCAUUCACCGGCCUACUGCAAGGGAAACUGCUGUCGCUGAAAAGUUCAAAACCAUAGGUGGGCCGAACCUGAAGGAGUACUGUUCUUCCCUUACAAAAGAGGAUUGCCGGCGUCAAUCUGGUUCCUUUAUGGCAUGCGAGAAGGUUCAUUUUCGGCGAAUUAUUGCUCCACAUACUGACAUUGAUUUAGGAGACUGUUCUUUUCUAGAUACUUGCCGGCACAUGAAGACAUGCAAGUAUGUUCAUUAUGAGAUAGACCAAAUGCCAGACAUGCUUCCUCCUCCCAAACCACUAAAGCGUGCUGAAUAUUGUUCAGAAGUAGAACUUGGUGAACCACAAUGGAUUAACUGUGAUAUCCGCUCAUUUAGAAUGGACAUUUUAGGGCAAUUUGGAGUUAUAAUGGCAGAUCCACCAUGGGACAUUCAUAUGGAGUUGCCUUAUGGGACUAUGGCUGAUGACGAAAUGCGCAAUCUCAAUGUUCCUGCAUUGCAGACUGACGGUCUAAUUUUUCUAUGGGUCACUGGUCGUGCAAUGGAGCUUGGACGUGAAUGUUUAGAACUUUGGGGGUACAAGCGUGUUGAGGAGAUCAUUUGGGUGAAGACCAAUCAACUUCAGCGAAUAAUCAGAACUGGGCGGACAGGCCAUUGGCUCAAUCACAGUAAGGAGCAUUGCCUUGUUGGAAUAAAGGGCAAUCCAGAAGUAAACAGGAACAUCGAUACUGAUGUCAUCGUUGCUGAGGUUCGAGAGACAAGCCGUAAGCCAGAUGAGAUGUACCCUAUGCUGGAGAGAAUAAGUCCAAGGACAAGAAAGCUCGAAUUGUUUGCCCGCAUGCACAACACUCAUGCAGGGUGGAUGUCACUCGGUAAUCAAUUGAAUGGAGUAAGAUUAGUUGACGAAGGUCUGCGAGCAAGGUUCAAGGCUGCUUACCCAGAUGUGGAGGUGCAACCCAGUUCCCCUCCUAGAGCUUCUGCCAUGGAAGUAGACUCCGGUCCUGGAGCUCAAAUGAGGAGUCCCUUUCCAGCAAAUGCAUCUAAGUCCUCAGCCAUGCUAUUUACAGAGUCUGCAGCUCAAUAACCACUACAUGCUGCUUCUGAAGAGAAGCCAAUGACCGUAGCUGGUGACAUGGUCAGGUGAGUAACAGUCAGUAACUUUCUGUGUGCGUGUAUGGUUAGCUCUAAGAGAUUUUGAGGAAUGCACCCUUGUCCACCUGAUAGUUUAAAAUGUUACGUGCUCUGGGUGUAUGGUCCUUAGCAAUUUUUUUUCUUGUUGUGAUCCUUAGCAUUUUUGUUUAAGGGUUUGUUCCUAUUUAUUGUUCUAGAAGAACGCA